UAACACAUUUAAUUUAAUUGCACUGAUUCAUGACCUCCCUCUCAUGGGUACACUGGAUUCGGUAACUGUAUGAUGCUUAACAUGGGACUGUUGAAGCUACAAUGCUGAUUCCUCAGCAUUUAGCAUGUCUGCAAUGCAUUCUAGGAAAUGGAUACUGUUUGGUGGAAUGAACCCUCUUAUGAGAAUGUUCUUCGCUUUGCCGUAUGCUUUCUUAUUGGAACGAGCUCAUGCCUUCUUGGUGGUUUUUUAAACUUUGAGUCAUACGUUCUUUUACGUUUUGCAGGCUAUGGUAACCUUGAGGCACAGGGUCUGUGGUUCUUUGUAAAGCGUGUAUACUAUGUCGUGUCUAUGAUAGCAUUGUCAUUGUUUAACGUAAGGCGUCUAAAACAAUGUUCAAUAUUUCGUUUUUCUGCAUCAUUAUCUGGUGCUUUGUUGCUGCAAACCGUUUACCUGUGCUUCUGUCAUGACCCAUUUGGUCACCGAUGGGUUCUUGCCUUCCUCUUCUUCUUUGUCAGCUUCUACUCUUCCUGUUUGUUUGCAAGUUUUGUAAUCCUAUGUUUCAACAUGGAUGAGAAGAGUAAAAUAACACUGAUGAUGCGCCAUAUGUUAUAUUUUUUGAUUGGCACUUGUUUGUCAUCGUACCUUCCUCGUCUUCUUUUAUCACGUCGUAUCGUAUCUCGAACGCUUGCUGCAGCACGUUUAGAAGGAAUAUACACAAUAACACGACACUAUUCUGCUGUUUGUACGGUUAUUGCAUUUCUUACUGCUUCAGUAAUAUCAAUAUUUUACCAGACUGAAUCCGGUCAGCAUUACAAUGCACUUUUGGAAAUGUCUAAUGAAGUUGGUUUCCGUUAUUUCUGGGACGUCUCGGUUAUAGGAAACACUUUUUUGUGUUCUAUAGGUUGGGCUUUGUCGCAUGUUUGUGGUUUUGCCAUAUCGUCAUUCAUUCUAAGCGUUCCUUUGAGUAGUGGGCUGUGGUUGGUGAAUGCGUACUCUCAUGUAAUCACCGGCAUAGUUUGCUUUUGCUUAUUCGUAUUCUAUAUUCGCGAUCUGUCGUCUGAUUCUGAUGAGGAUUGGGAAACCAACGAUACUGGUUUAGCUGAAGGAUGUUCACCUAAUGACAGAAGUUACCUCACUAUGGUCGAAAAGAAACGUUGCUUUGAUAAUCGAAUUGCUAAAAUUUCAUCAUCUUGUAAUUUUCGUCAACCGCAACCGUGGUAUUUGUUGCCUCAUGGUUUUUGGUCCAUUUGGGAGAAAGAGGACAAUGACCUGUUUAGCUGUCUUAGUGUCUUGGUAACCGUAGCUCGUUGCGUUGCGUUAACUAGGCCUAGCACUACAUCUUCAUAUGAUGAAUGCGACUCAGAAGUCAAGAAUCCGACAGUCACUAACGAUGACAUUACCACUGCUAAGCAUCACUUAUUAUCAGCUAUAACUUCUUUCACCACCAAGUGCAACAUUAUUUCUAAGAACCUUGAAGGGGAAUUUAUAGAGUCAUUACCAAAAGAAUGUCCAAUGAAGGCGCUCCAAAAAAAAAUGGAUGCCUUUUGCAAAAAGUGCAAGUGCAUCAAGUCAACAUGGGACAAACACGAUUCUGCAGACUGUGUUGAUUGUAUUUACGCAGUUAAUAGUGCAGCUUCAGCGGCGUCAAUAUUAGCGUCCUUCCAUUGUGGCUCUACUGAAUCGUCUAUCAGCACUGAAGGCGUCACUACGAAUGAUAAGGUAGCCGAAGUAACACCCACUAUGCCCACUGUGACUGUUGCUGCCUCUCCUUCUGGUUCACCUACUCCCAUUAAAAAUGUGAUGCAAUUUCCUUCACAAAAAACCCUUUCUCCAGCUAUGAAAUCGAUUGUAGAAGCGAUCAAAUGCAUGGUAGACAUCUGCGUUACUAAUGUUUCUCCAUUGACAGAGGUUAUAAACGACUCUGCAGAACUUGAUUACAACAAACCAGAGUUCUCUUUAUCCGCUGCGGGUGAUGUUCUUGACGGAUCAAUGGUCGUGGUUUUAGUCAUGCGCACCCGGUUAUGUGCUAUCGAGGAGCUCAUUUUACUACUAAAGUGUAUGGGUGGCUUGGAAAGUACGAUCUUAAAGGUGGUGUCAAAGUACUCUACUGAUUAUGUAUGCAACCCAUGCAACGUCGAUAAGUUAGAUCCGAAAGCUGUAUGUGGUUGCAGCUGUUUACUGAUGUUGUGUAAAUGCUACGCGGUACUUCACGAGAUACAGUGCAGCGCACCCACAAUCAUAUUACAAUUGAGCAUUGGCUUCGAAAGUGGAAUUAUAGGUUUGUCUACCAUAAGAUGUUUAAUACUAUUGAUAUCGUGUUACAUCCAAGUAAUGAGAUCAAGCGUUUCGUCUGACGAUGGCAACUGUUUAUGUAAAAAGGAGAAUAAGACGUGCAACUGUUGCAAAUAUUCUCAUCAGCUAUAUGAAAUUUUAUCCCGAUGGUAUCAUGACACAGUGCGAUCUAAUAAUACCGGUGACACUCUCCUAGGAGAUGCAAUAACACUCCUAUCUACUAUACUGAGAAACAGUAAAAAAUCCACUGCCAAACCUGAAGACUUAACUGCGUUAUGGACAAACGUCAAUUAUAGCUCCGAAAAGUUAGAUAUGGUAGAUCAGUUGUUGAAUCGGCCGGUGCCUAUUUCAAGGAACUUUAACGCACUAUCACAAUAUAUCGAGUCAAAUAAGAUUAACGUUCCCAACCGUUGUAUGUGGUGUUCAAAGAAACACAAGGGAGAUGAGUGCAAAUGUCUGUACAAACACAUCUAUGAAAACGGCCUUGUAGAUCGAUGUACAAUGGAGAUAGUUAAAGGGGUAAGUAAUCUUUUCGGUAUAAAGGAAAAUGAAAACUUAUCUACAUGUUUUGACAAAAUGUCUAACUGUCUAAAAGACCUGACCGAAAAGUUAGAGAAAUUAUGUCCAGCAAGCACCACCGGGAAAAUAGAAUGCAUAAAUGAUAUUUGCUCUGAACUGAAAACAUUCUUCAGAUCAUUUUCUGACGUGCAGAAGUCGAAUAAUAGGAAAGCUUUUUGCAAAGAGCAGAGCGAUAAUAAAGCGAUUCUCGGACUUCUUCUUUAUAACUGUACUAUUGGUGAAUGUCAUGGGGAGUCAACCAUGAGUACUGGCAAAUCGUGCUCGAAUCCAUGUUGCAAAUCAUUAGCGUGCAUCAUCAGCCAGAUUACUAAACAUAUUAAUGGCAGCAGUGAGGAAAGUAGUCCCAACCCUGUUCAAUGUACUAACGAAGACACUACAGGUUACAUGGGGAAAUGCAUAUACAACAAGCCUAUUUCUACUCUAAUUUCGGAAUGUAAUUGCUCAUUGUCUAUGCUCAUGAACAUGUGCUCAGAUGAGAAAGGAAAGGAAACAGAUAAUAGAAACAGCAUUAGUUCCAAACUAAAGUCGCUAUGCUGCAAAAUAACGGAUGUUAAAGAGCAAAUGUGUAGUCUAAGAGAAUGCCUUAGUUGGUUGAACUGCGAAUACAAUAAUUAUUGCAUGAAACUUUCAGAAGUCGAAGGAGUUUUAAAAGAACGUUAUUCCAAGCAGUGUGAAACCAUAUGUAAACUGCAGCACUAUAUGGAUGAAAAUGGAGAAACUUAUAACAAAGCGAUUGAAGAUAUCAAAGAUAUAGUAAAGCAGAUUAGCCAGCUUUCUGCGAAGCAUGGCGUGGCCGUCAACUAUAUUGACGGUAAUAUCGCAAAAUUAGUUAAUGCGAUUAAUCAGACAUGUGACCGCCUCAAUAAUGUGGAUAAAACACUGGCAAAGUGCCUAAGCGGCAUGGAUGCGGAGAAACGUAGCUUGUUAUUACCAAUAACACAGGAACUUGUUAAAAGGGUGGGGAAAAAAUAUACACCCAUGAUAUCGCUAAGCGACUGGCUUCGUGUGUUUGACGUGGUUUGGUUAUUAGCCGUUAUAUUUUGUUUUGUUUGGAGCUUGUACAUCAUCACGCGUGAUGAAUGGCUGCAUAUUACCAGUAGAAUGUUUUCAAUUCUGCUUGCUAUCAAGAGUGCAGUAACGCUAAACAGUUGUUUUUUUGGAAUCGCCCACUGCAAAAAGGAUCGUGAGCGUCUGACGAUGUUGAGUAUAAUAUUUGGCUUUUUUAUUGCAUUCUGCAUGUCAUAUGUUAGUCAGUGGUGGACGCAUAUUUUAUACUACCGACAACACGUAAAACCCAUCGUCGAAUGGUUUCGUGUAAUUAAUCCAUCGUAUCUGUAUGCCCAGACGACGAAGUUUUACCAAAAUCAUUCGGCUUUAUUGUCAAUUUUUUAUGGUGACGUUGGAUACAUUAAACACUUCCUUUCAUGGAAUGGCAACUGUUUUAGCUACAACCCAUUCGGAUCGCUACUUGAUAAUAAAUUAUACGUUCACAACAUCGGGUUGAAUUUCGUCGGCAUUUGUAAAUCCAAUGCUUUUAAGCGAUCUCUACGUAAUGAUGUAAUACAGAAAGCUAUUGGGGGUGAUUACUAUAGUCUAUUGGACUACAUUACUCUAGCUAGCUUGAAAGUGAAAGACCUUGGUUUCAUGUUCAGCGUUCCCAUUGGUAACAUUGAGAAGUUACCAUUUGACCUGAUAUGGACAGCAUGGAAUUUACAUGAAGUCCUUACACCAGAGCGUUGUUUGGGGUAUGGUCUUGCAGAAUCGGGAUACCUUAACGCUACUUAUAUUGACGAAUCUGGAAUGUCAGGUGAAAAGACAGAAAAUUUUUAUAUAGAACCAUGUAAUCUUAUGGGUUCUAUGGCCCUAUGCAUCCCUCGCGACACUAACAUAGUCCUUAAUAAACACAAUGCAUCGCAAUUGGUUCAUAUAUACAAGUCCUACAUUUUACAGGAACUUCUAUCCCAGCCACCCAAGGAAAAAUCGACACCGCAAGAUGAUCCGCAUGAUAUCCGGGAUACAGUGGAUCAAUGGAUAGCCAAGAGGUUAUAUACGUGUGAUACUGUUUAUGGUGGUAGUGACUUUUGUAAGUCGGCGGUUAAAAGGACUGUCGACCUCCUGGGUAAAUACCACACAACGGUUUCCGACCAAAUGAAUUCGAAUUUCCCUAAAGAUUUCAUUCGUUUCUGUGAUUCUUAUUCUAAGCACCGAAGUGUACGUUCUAUUUGGGCUGACGAAGUGCUGUACCCUGACAACGGCGAGGAAACCCGCCAUGGCAAUGCACUAACAGACGGCAAUGAUUCUAGCGUUAUGGAUUUUGAUAUUACGGAAUCUAAUUUGGAUUCCAAAGACUAUAGACCUGCAACGACAUCACGUAUACACCCUAACAGAUUCAUAUUAGGGUAUUGGCUCAAGGACUCAGGAAUUAGCUUGAGUUCACUAGAGACAGCCAACGUAUUGGCAGUAAUGGCGCGAUACAACAGACUGUAGUAAAAGAUCUUAAUUUUUCUCAUAGAGAUAUAUGCUAAUAGGUUGUGUUACCUUAGGGUACAUCAAGCUGUAAUAUUUGGAAGCGGGCAGUAUUGCAG
This is a messenger RNA of Babesia bovis T2Bo, 5456 nucleotides long. RefSeq names its product putative integral membrane protein. The transcript has a single exon. The coding region runs from base 148 to 5358 and encodes 1736 amino acids. NCBI's taxonomy places the organism in Eukaryota, Apicomplexa, Aconoidasida, Piroplasmida, Babesiidae. The record is from RefSeq and is a predicted model, not a curated record.